AUGCUUGAAGAAAAUCCUCGUCACUCUCGGAUACACUCAACUUCACGUCGCAAUCAGAAAUCGCUUACACCCAUAGCAGGCUCAGCAGCUAGGAUUCAUUCAACACCGCAAGCUCUGUCUUCCUCCUUCCGCCGCAAACGCUUGAAAAUCCAGCUCGCUUGCAGCAAUAAAGCUUGUCAGAAACGGGGUGUUCUAGCCACAUGCAUCUACAAGCGUCCUCAUUCCGAUUUGCAAAGAGAUGGUGACCGCGAGGAAUUGUUAACUCGACAGGGCUACAAUGAAGGCCUUACUCGCUCAGUAACCGCUCGCGAGUGUCGAUUGCCUGGCCAAGGCCUCUCCCCUCCUGCGUCUUCAACCAUAUUCCAGAACGCACCCAGUUCCACGUUCACCGAAAGUCAUGGUCAGCAUUCAGAAGAUGGUCUGGCUACCACCUCCUCCCCUGACGACACCGAUACGCUAUAUGGUGGCUCCUCAACGAUUGCAUUUGUACGACAUGUUAGUCACGGCCUCCAAGAUCAACCUACAUCAACAGGAAUCUCCAACCAUGUUCAACUAGGCCAGUCUGGAUCUGGACACGCACCAACCAGGCAUCUCACGAACUCCUCGGAAGUGGUUCGCGACAAAGAUGACAGUGCUGCCGUUUAUCCUCGUCGGCGGAGUGCGGAUGAUUUCCUCUCGUGUUACUGGCAAUUCAUUCAUCCGCUCUUUCCAGUCCUUCACAAGUGCUCAUUUAUUGCCAAAUACAGGGAAAUUUGGCACCCUGAAGAUAGGCGAACCGCCAUGAACGACCCAUGUGAAGUGGAAAAUACGAUCUUUGUUUCAACUCUCAAUCUCGUAUUUGCCCUAGAGAAACCGUGCAUGGCGCACGCUAUUUUGACCUAA
Molecule: messenger RNA, 882 nt
Organism: Rhinocladiella mackenziei CBS 650.93
Lineage: Eukaryota; Fungi; Ascomycota; Eurotiomycetes; Chaetothyriales; Herpotrichiellaceae
Exons: 2
Coding region: 1-882 (293 amino acids)
Biological process (GO): positive regulation of transcription from RNA polymerase II promoter by galactose
Cellular component (GO): nucleus
Molecular function (GO): DNA-binding transcription factor activity, RNA polymerase II-specific; RNA polymerase II cis-regulatory region sequence-specific DNA binding
Source: RefSeq, a predicted model, not a curated record